AUGGACAGAGACCAGCACGAGCUGCAGUUCCUUGGGUUCCUCGGCGUCUACAGAGAGAGCUCCAAGAUUAUCCUCAAAGGGAGGGAGAUCUUCGCUCAGAUCACGCUCACGCUCAUCCUCCAUCUGCAUCGUCUUCCUCGCUCUCUCCAAGGUUUCACAGCUCCUCUACUUCAAGUUCGUCAAGUACGAGAUCGACUGAGACAAUGCCAGGAAGCACAACCUGAGGUACAGGACCCGUGCCGCAUGCUCAAGAAUUUCUGGCUCAUCGAGCUAGGCUCCUUCAUCUCCGUCUUCAUCUUCUCUCUGCUUUCGACUUCAGCUGUCGUCUACACGGUGGCUUGCAUCUACGCCACCAAGCAGAUUACUAUCACCAAGAUGAUGAGUGUCGUGCCCAGGCUCAUCGUCGUGAGGCAAUUUUCAGUUGGCCCUGCACUUGGGAUUGCCCUGGGGGACACGAGUGUGAUCUCGGUUCUUGAAGAUGCAUAUGGAAGGAAGGCGAUCGCGAAGAGCAAGGGACUGACAAAUGGCAAGAUGGGCCUACGAGUUUGGUGUUUUCUUGGUGUCUUCGUGUGCUCCGUGCUGGUUCAGGCACUGUUUGGAUCCCUUGGGGUCUUGGACGUGGUUCCUAUUGGAGUCAAGAUUGGGGUUGGGCUGAUCUGCACGAUGUUGCUGUCGAUGCUGGUGCUGUUCGAUUUGGUCGUGCAAACAGUGAUCUACUUCGUCUGCAAGUCCUACCACCAUGAGAACAUCGACAGCUCCUGCUUGUCUGAUCAUCUGGAGUUCUGUCGUGGAGACUAUCCCUCUGAAGGCCAAAAGGCUGCCCAGGUUGAGCAAUUUCAUGUCUAA
Messenger RNA from Eucalyptus grandis, 846 nucleotides. RefSeq lists its product as uncharacterized. The record is from RefSeq and is a predicted model, not a curated record. The transcript is spliced from 3 exons. Lineage: Eukaryota; Viridiplantae; Streptophyta; Magnoliopsida; Myrtales; Myrtaceae. The coding region runs from base 1 to 846 and encodes 281 amino acids.